Messenger RNA from Dentiscutata erythropus, 371 nucleotides. Lineage: Eukaryota; Fungi; Glomeromycota; Glomeromycetes; Diversisporales; Gigasporaceae. The record is from the annotation of a GenBank genome assembly.
CUAAAGAAGGAAUUGCAGCACUUAAAUUUAUGGUAAUUGGUCAUGCCAUUUCUUUAGCUGCUAAAUGGAAAUCUGUUCUUUCAAGACCGAAGGAAGCGAAUUAUGUAAUACCGGAGAUAUUUAAAGGUGCCACAUUCAUUACUAUGUCAAUUGCUACAGCUUGGGCAUUAAUUUGUGGAUUUCAAAAUUUAUUUCCAAAUAAAUUUAUGCCUAUAUCAAGAAUCUACUUAAAUGGAUUUAUUGCUGGAUUAUGGAUUUUGUUACUACACCCAGUUCGACGUAUGGAGAUCGGAAUGUAUAGUUUUCGAUUAUUACUUGAAACAUACUGGAAAUUAUUGGUUAAAAAGGGAAAAGUCAAGAGCAUUAAGUAA